Molecule: messenger RNA, 1521 nt
Organism: Cariama cristata (Red-legged seriema)
Lineage: Eukaryota; Metazoa; Chordata; Aves; Cariamiformes; Cariamidae
Gene: CCDC93
Product: coiled-coil domain containing 93
Exons: 18
Biological process (GO): Golgi to plasma membrane transport
Source: RefSeq, a predicted model, not a curated record
GUUGAAACAAGAGAAGAUGAGGAACAAAACGUCAAGUUGACUGAAAUUUUGGAACUGUUAGUGGCUGCUGGGUAUUUUCGAGCAAGAAUCAAGGGGUUAUCGCCCUUUGACAAGGUGGUAGGCGGCAUGACGUGGUGUAUCACUACUUGCAACUUUGAUAUCGAUGUUGAUUUAUUAUUUCAGGAAAACUCUACUAUUGGUCAAAAAAUUGCCUUAACUGAAAAAAUUGUGUCAGUAUUACCAAAAAUGAAGUGUCCUCAUCGUUUGGAACCACAUCAGAUCCAGGGACUGGAUUUCAUUCAUAUAUUUCCUGUUGUACAGUGGCUGGUGAAACGUGCAAUAGAAACCAGGGAAGAAAUGGGAGACUAUAUCCGUUCUUACUCUAUAUCACAGUUUCAAAAAUCUCAUAGACUACCAGAGGAUGAUGAAUUUAUGCAAAGAAAAGAGAAGGCUAUCAAAGCUGUUACUGAUAUCUUUGAGGUUUACAAACCCCAGAGAAAAUAUAAACGUCAGAAGGGAGCUGAAGAACUACUAGAUGAGGAAUCAAAGGUUCAUGCUACGCUUCUGGAAUACGGCAGGAGGUACGGAUUUAGCAGACAAGCAGGAAAAACAGAACAGGCUGAAGAUAAAAAAAUUGCACUACCACCAGGGCUUGCAGCAGCAGGAAAAGCUGAGCCUUGUGAUGAAGAUGACCUUCAGGCUGCUGAAGAGCUUCGCAUUAAAACUCUGAUGACUGGAAUGGCUGCAAUGGCAACAGAAGAGGGCAAAUUGACAGCAAGCACGGUUGGCCAGAUUGUUGGACUCCAGUCAGAUGAGAUCAAGCAAAUAGUGUCAGAAUACGCUGAAAAGCAAUCUGAGCUUUCUGCUGAGGAACGACCAGAAAGGCUUGGAGCUGCCCAACAACAUAGAAGGAAGGUGGCAUCUCUGAAUAAGCAGAUUUUGCAGAAAACCAAACUCCUGGAAGAGUUGCAAGCUAAAUGUACUGAUCUGCAGGCAAAAUGUACCGAAGCAAAAAAGACAUUAACCGAGGUUAAGAGUUAUAGUGAAAAGCUGGACAAAGAAUUGGCAGCGUUAGAAACAAUAGAAUCCCAAGCAGAUUCUAGCAUAUUACAGAGUCUGCGAGCGCUAGUGGCCAUGAAUGAAAACCUAAAAAGCCAGGAGCAAGAGUUCAAAGCACAUUGUAGGGAAGAAAUGGAGAGACUUCAACAAAAUAUUGAGAAUUUGAAAGCUGAGGCUGUGGAAAAUGGGGAGGAACAGGAGCCGAAUAGGAUUAUAGAACAGCAGUACAAAACUGAGAAAGAUAAACUUCAAAAGAUACGGCUGUUAUUGGCACGAAGAAACAGAGAAAUAGCCAUUUUACAACGCAAGAUUGAUGAAGUACCCAGCCGAGCUGAGCUAACACAGUAUCAGAAGAGAUUUAUUGAACUUUACAGUCAGGUCUCAGCAACUCACAAAGAAACGAAGCAGUUCUUUACUCUUUAUAAUACACUGGAUGAUAAGAAAGUAUAUUUGGAAAAGGAG